This is a messenger RNA of Nerophis lumbriciformis (worm pipefish), 6030 nucleotides long. It is a transcript of the gene rassf8b, whose product is annotated as Ras association domain family member 8b. Gene Ontology annotation, biological process: signal transduction. The record is from RefSeq and is a predicted model, not a curated record. Lineage: Eukaryota; Metazoa; Chordata; Actinopteri; Syngnathiformes; Syngnathidae.
AGAGAGAGGGAGAGAUGUCCGGUGAGUGGAGGAAGUGAGCAGUGAUCAUGUUGUGUCGUUCAUGCGGUGGCCGGCUGCAGACAUCCGUCGCCCCCCUGCCCCUAAUCCCACUAAGUAGUCCCGCCUUUCUGCUGCUUGUUGGGGAUCUGAAAAUUGUGUGAUGUGCUAAGGAGGAACACAGCUGACUGAAGAUGACCACUGAGACUUUUUAGCGGCCCCUGGUGGUGUGGAAGAAUGAGGGCGUCUGGAUGAAGGCCAUGGAGCUGAAAGUGUGGGUGGACGGCGUGCAGCGCAUCGUGUGCGGCGUCACGGAGUUCACCACGUGUCAGGAGGUUGUCAUCGCGCUGGCGCAAGCUAUCGGCCGCACCGGCAGGUAUGCCUUAAUUGAGAAAUGGCGGGAGACGGAACGCCACCUGUCGCCUCAGGAGAACCCCGUGGUGUCCCUCAACAAGUGGGGCCAGUACGCCAGCGACGUCCAGCUCAUCCUCCGGCGUACCGGCCCCUCCGUAAGCGAGCGGCCUGACUCGGACGGCCUGGCUCGUGGAAGCGAGCGCGCCUUCUACCGCCAGAGCUUGCCGCCUUUGGCCAAACUCCGGCCGUCGGUGGCGGACCGCUCGCUUAAACGCAGGGAGCCCAAACGCAAGUCUUUGACGUUCGGCGGAGGUCUGAGGGAAAUCUUUGGGAGGAGCAGAGACCAGGAAGCUAAGCAGCGGCAGCAGCGAGGCGUGACCUUGAACCUGACCCGGCUUGUCGCUGCCGGGGUGUCGGUCCCGAGUAGUCCGGCCCGCGAGCUGAGCCGACUAGUGCAGCUCCAGAGAGACAAACUCCAGCUUCUGGAUGGCCGCCUGCUGGACUGCGAGGUCCGAUUGCGAGACUGGGAGGAGGCCAGUGAGGAUGGAAACCUGCAGGAGGAGCUUCUGCUUUUGGAGCAGCAGGUGAUGAGGAACGACGCCGAGAUGGAGGAGGAGGAAUUCUGGCAGAACGAGCUGAGCAUUGAGCAGGAAAACGAGCGGCGGCUCCGACAGCAGCUGGCCGAACUGCAGGGCCGCAUACGCGACUGCGAGGACGAGCUGUCGCAAUACUUGGCGCACAUGCAGAGCAUGGAGGAAGAGCGCCUGCAGCAGGAGGAACAGCUGAGUCACAUGAUCAACGAGGAAGAGCUGCAGGCCCAACUGGAGAAGGUGACAUCAGAGCUGGAAGUGCAGAACCAGCACACAAUUCACCUUGAGAACGGUUGCCAGGUGUUGGAACGCUCGCUUGGACAGUCAAGCAAGAAACUUCAGGAGAAGGAGCAGCAGUUGGAGCAGCUGACCAAAGAGCUUCGUCAGGUCAACUUGCAGCAGUUCAUUCAGCAGACGGGCACAAAGGUCACCGUGCUGCCCGCCCAACCGGCUGGCGACAGCAACAACAACAACAACAACAUAGAGACGGACUGUGGCUCUUUAAGACGUCUGCUACAGCGCGACCUGCGCCACCUGCAGAGCAGCAACACCUGCAGCCUCAACCCUGAGGGCAUCUACGUGUGAUCGUCAUCUGUCAAAACACUUAUUGCUCAUCUGGGCUGCAGGUGAUGUCCCUGGAACUAUACCUGCGCACUGCGCGGCCCACAAACUGCCUAAAAAGGACUUGUAGGGUCUUUUUUCGGCUGCAUCUUCCACAUUAGGACUCCAAGUGAUGUCAUUUACUGCAGGAAUGUUUUUUUAAAUGACUAUUAUUGGAAUGCUAACAACCAUCAAGAGUAGGGAAUAUGCACGAGCAUGCGCACAUCACAUUUGAUUGCCUUACGCUGAUGUGUUUCAAUGCACACAAACUCACCAGCAAAGAAGUAGUUUUACUCUACUUAGAAAAAAAAAGUUCAUGGGAUUUAUUAGCUGAGCUUUGCCUUUUAGUUCCCGUGAGAAUAAUCCGACUUAUUUCGCUUACCUCCAGUUUUGCUUUAUAACAACAUUCUCAUAUUUUGCUUCCGCCUUCAUUUUGCACGUCAUACCAGCAUUGGCCACUAGAUGGUAGCAAAGUCAAGAUCAUUCGUUUUUGCUAGCAUUAGCGCCAAAGGUGCAUCCUGGCGUGUGAGCAUUAGUCUUUUUAACUACAAAAAAAAGAUGUCUACUAUAAACCAAAGCUAGUGUAACAAGACAUUUAACCAGAUAUAAGAGGAAUGUAUUUUUUAUGCAGCAUUCGCUUUAAAACAGCCAGUUGCCUCAUUCCAAUAACUAAAUGUUUGCAUUUGGAGAGACGUCAGCCUGCUUGCUGCCUUUCUCUUGCAUCAGUGAAUGAUAGUUAGAAUUCUAACUGGUUAAAAAAACACCUCUAAUAACCGUAUUUUUCGGACCAUAGGGCGCACCGUAUUAUAAAGCGCACUGCCGAUGAGCGGGGUCUAUUUUCAUACAAAAGGCGCACUUAAUUAGGAGGUGCAUUGAACGGGUCAUAUCAUGAUUUUUUUUCUAAAUUGAAAACACUUCCUUGUGGUCUACAUAACAUGUAAUGGUGGUUCUUAGGUCAAAAUGUUGCACAGAUUAUGUUUUACAGACCAUCUUCAAGUCGCUUUCUGACAAGUCUCUUCAGGAUGCGCCGUUUUGUGGGCGGUCUUAUUUACGUGGCUCACCUUCGGCAGCGUCUUCUCCCCGUCAUCUUUGUUGUAGCUGUGUAGCGUGCAAGGACGGGACUCGAAGAAGGGACAAAAGAUGGAGCUAACUGUUUUAAUUACAUUCAUACUUUACUUAAAUCAAUAACGGGGCAGCAUGUCAUCACCAGUGGCUCACUAAUGCAAUAACACUACCGGAAAUGUGUCCCCUGAAAAACCGUCCGACCAGAACUGUUUAAUAACUAAAUUUCCGGGUUAAUAAUGUAAACCCAUUACACCGGUGGUUUGUAGCGCUUUAAUAGCGAGUAUCUUGACAGAUAUAAGUUAGAACUUUACGCUACUUUAUAUUAGAAAUGGCAAGAGUGGAAGAUGAAUGCCCCAUAAUAAGAAGAUAGAGGACAAAGAAGGAGCUUAUUGACACGGACUACAACGGCGGACAUGCGCACAUUUUCAGGAUUUAUGAAAAUCGCAAAUAGAGAUCAGCAGGUACCAGAAGGUAAGAAAAGUGGGUUUUGCACAAUAUUGCGAAACAAAACGCCAGACAACAUGUCUGCUAUUAGGUGCCAUUUUGCGGUUCUUAUCCACACCAUAAUAAUACCAAAUGUUGAAGCACAGCACGUCUGACGACGGUAGCCGUAAUGCUCCGACAAUUCAUCAAGCGAUGCGGCUUCAUAGCCUACCAAAGUCGUAUUAAAACAUUUUGAACGAUUUUUGAGCGCCUUGAGUUAUGUUCUAUAUUCUCAAUGAAAUAUCAACGUUUUGGUGUUGCUUGCUGACGUCAUCAUCCACUCUACACGUAUCUCUUAUGUGUGACUGCCAUCUACUGGUCACACUUAACAUUACACCAUGUACCAAAUAAAAUAGCUUCAAGGUCGGUAAGCACAACCAGAAUUAUUCCGUACAUUCGGCGCACCGGUAAUAAAGCGCAUUUUUGAGAAAACUAUAGGAUUUUAAGUGCGCCUUAUAGUCCAAAAAUUCGGUGGUAAAAACCAUUGGAAUAUUAUACUAAUAAAAACACCUCUAUUUAGUAAAAAUCGAACAAUAAGUAGAUGAUACUAGUGAUGGACUUCUAACUAGUAAAAAGCACCUUUUAUUAGUAAUAAAUAUCAGUAGAUGAUACUAGUGAUAGACUUUUAACUAGUAAAAAUCACGUUUAGUUAGUAAAAAACAUCAGUAGGUGAUAGUGAUGGACUUCUAAUUAGUAAAAAUACGCUUCUAAUUAGUAAAAAAAAAAAAAGGCAUGCCUUACAGAGAGGAUAUUGUUGAUAACAAAAUAAACCCCAUCAUAUGCAGAAAAUGGUUCAUUUUGCUUUGAAAGAUAGCAAAAAAAAUGAAGCCGGGUGUACAGAUGUUGCCUGUAAUUAAUUUCUGUUGUGCCAUUUUCAAUAAAAAAAAAAAAAAUAUUUGUAAUGUGAUUCUCCUGAGCAAGUUAGGGUGCAUUCAACUUUUCUGGGUGAAGAAAAUAUCGCAAUCUUUUUUGUUGUCUGUCGAAAGCCUCAGUGACCCCCAACGGAUGAAAGAAACUAAAAUGUUUAUGUCUUUCCAACGAAACGCAGACACAAUUCCAACUUUGGGGGAGUUGAGAAAGUUUUGCCAUCAUAUUUCAACUUUAUAGACAGGUCAAAGUGUCUCUGAUUACAUCUGUCACCUUUCACCUUCACAAGAAAAGCUCAUCUUGUCACCUUUUUCUCCCUUUUGAAAUGAUUGCUGCACUUUAUGGUAGCCUAAUUAACACAACGAGGGGCAGGACCAUAGAUCAAUAUUAGCAUACAGUAUGUUAAUAUGACAACAUGUCCAUAGAGCAACAUGAAAACCCAUAAGAUCCAUUACUUAUUAUUGCAUCAUGAGAUGGAUUGGAUUGCUGUGUGUGUGUGUGUGUGUGUGUGUGUGUGUGUGUGUGUGUGUGUGUGUGUGUGUGUGUGUGUGUGUGUGUGUGUGUGUGUGUGUGUGUGUGCGUGCGUGCGUGCGUGCGUGCGUGUGUGUGCGCCAUUGAAUGUCCCCUUGGCCCCUCUCCUGAAUGUGUUUACUCUGCACUGGGCAGGCGAGUAAACAGAUGGGCCAUCAUGAAUUAUGGAAAUUAUGGCUUUGAUUAACCAGCGCACACUUUUUGUGCUGUGAAAUAACUUACAAUCUGUCACUCACUCGCAACAAACAAAACACACCUUGUGUGGAAAGGGUGCACAUAUUGUACUCUAUUUUUUAAGGAGAAUUUGUGUUGAGCAGAUAAAAUGUGGUGUUUUAGCGUUAAUUCUAAUAACAAAAUGUAGACUAGCAGUCAAAAGGGUGAAUAAAUUGUACACUGUAAGAAUGUUUCCGUCUGCUGGCUCUGGUUGGUUACUGCAUCACUUGGCCCCAAUGCAAGUGGACUGUACCUGCGGAGUGACUUCGUCCUUGUCUUUAGUCAGACGUAGUUUCAAGUAAAUAACGACAAACAGAAAACAUUACAAUAUUCGUCACCGUACGUCAGUUUUUGUCUCUGCCUCUAUCUAUUGGACUUGGCCUGUUGCUACACCUCUUGGACACAAUGCAAGUGGACUGGAACAGUAAAUGGUAACAAUAAACCAUUAGGCCAGGGGUGUCAAACUCGUUUUCAUUGAGGGCCCCAUCGCAGUUAUCGCUGCUCUCUGAGGGUCGCUUGUUACAGUGAAUAUAUUUAAAUGAUAAUAUCCUUAUGGAAAUAUUAUACACAAUUCCCUAUGCAUUUGAAUAUUAGUCUUUUUUACAUACACAUUGAUGGAUAACAUACUUAUUUAAGUCAAAAGUCAGGGGAAAAAGCAUUUAAUUCUAACAACAUUUUUUGGGGAAUAUCCAUCCAUCCAUUUUUUACUGCUUAUCCCUCUCAGGAUAACACUAUACAUAUGUUACUGUAAUAUAGGGGUGUCCAAAUGUUUUCACCAAUGGCAGCAUAUUAUCAAGUUAAAGUAUGCGUAUAAAUAAAAAUAUGUAAAGUCACAUGUAAAGUCCUGCGAUUGGGAAGUAAACUUUCCUGGUGGUGUCAGUUCCCAAACAUAUAUGACAAUUUCAAGAAGUUAGUUAUUCAUAUUUUAUGUAGAUCAGGGGUUUCGAACUGAUUUUCAUAGUUAUGGUUGCCCUUAGGGGGCCACUUGUAACUGUGAAUAAUUUAUGAAUAUAAAUGCAUAGAAAUCCACCUCAUGAUAUUAUUAUACAAUUGCCUAUGCUGCAUUUGAUUAUUUUUUUUGCAUACACAGGAAAAAAAAUAUUUCCAUUUUGCAGUAAAAAACCGGCAGCUAAAUUGCCACAAUAUUAACAUAACAUUUAUGGUGGUUUUUAAAGCCAUAUUAUUGUAAAUGGGAAAAAUGGUAGUAUUGUUUUUGUUUUUACAGUAGAAUUCUGGCAACUGGCACUGCCAGUUUUUUUUUGUUUUUUUGUUUUUUUACCAUAAAAUCUAUUGUCCUAGAUUGAUCUACAUUGUACAAUCUGAUGGGUAG